Cydia strobilella is the source of this 7027-nucleotide messenger RNA. RefSeq names its product paxillin (gene Pax). Bases 208 to 2016 code for a protein of 602 amino acids. The record is from RefSeq and is a predicted model, not a curated record. Gene Ontology annotation, cellular component: adherens junction; stress fiber; filamentous actin. Lineage: Eukaryota; Metazoa; Arthropoda; Insecta; Lepidoptera; Tortricidae. Gene Ontology annotation, molecular function: muscle alpha-actinin binding; actin binding. The transcript is spliced from 9 exons. Gene Ontology annotation, biological process: muscle structure development; actin cytoskeleton organization; heart development.
AUUGCGAAAUAGAAACGGAAGUGACCACCUGACGGGAAUAGCGCGUCGCGUAACGCCGCCAGCUCCCAGUGCGACCGCUAUCACCGUGCGCGCGCGCCGAUAACCCUGUCUAUCACGCGCGAAAAUAACCCAGUCUUCCCCUAGCCGUGGUCCAGCCACGACUGCCCGCGCCUCCGCCCCGCUUCGCCUUUUAUACCCGCCAGAGGGAUGGCGUCCGUGCGCACGCGUUCCGCAUCCCCUAAGUCUGUCUCGUUCUCCCCCGUGCUCGAACGGAAGUACAGCAUCGACCGAGCGCCGUCGAGUCCGCCCGAGCUGAAGAGCCAGGAUUGGAGGAAAUACUUUACCGACUUCAGCGCGUAUCUUGAUGCGCUUCUCGCCGACCUCCAGAACUCGAUAAACCCCGGCGCCCGCGUGGGCAGCCCGGGCCGCACCGGGUCCCCCGGCGGCCGCACCGCCUCGCCCGGCGGCCGCACAGCUUCCCCAGGAGGCCGGACGAGUUCUCCUGGAGGCCGAAGCUCGCCCGGAGGCAGCUUGAGCUCGCCUACGUCUACGGGAUACGGCUCGAUCCUAAAUGGCUCGAGGAAUACGGAUUAUAAUAAAUCUAGUUCGCCUACAUACCAGAACACGGGCUCACUAGAAAAGGUCAUCCCAGUAAAGUACACCAACAGUACAUCCGGCUACGGCGGCCACACGCCGUACUCGACGGGACAGGCCGGCUACGGCAGGACGACAGGGCCUCGCGGGAAUCUCUCCGAGUUGGACACCCUACUCGACGACCUGAGCAACGCGAGAUAUGGCAGCUAUGGUGACAAGACUCCCACUAGUGAAAGAGAUGGCUAUGCGCGCACCAACGGUGCAGCCAGCCCGGCGUCUGCGCGGCCCACCGUCGAUUCGCUGCUCGACCAGCUCAGCACAGAUCUGCACAAUGGACGAUCAUCGACAUCGCCGGUACCACCAGCAGGCUCCCUGCCCCGCCCAGGCACCAAACAUGUCACCGUCACCGUUCAGGAGACGGUUGUGGAGCCUGCGGCGCCCGCCGUGGCUGCGCCGGCACACAGCACCACGGUUACACGGCACCACGCCUCCAGCGCCACGAGAGAGCUGGACGAUCUCAUGGCGUCCUUGUCUGACUUCAAGGUGAGCGGCUCAGGAGGCGAAGGUGGAACACACGUGUACCGGGAGAAGCGCGCCUGGCAGGAGCACUACCGCAGCAGCCCGCGGCAACCCGAAUCCGCCUCCCUCGAGCAUAUGCUCGGAUCCCUGCGGGCAGACAUGAGCCGCCAAGGAGUCCAGACCCCCCAAAAGGGAUGCUGCAACGCGUGCGAGAAACCCAUCGUCGGACAGGUGAUCACGGCGCUGGGCCGCACGUGGCAUCCCGAGCACUUCACGUGCGCCCACUGCAACCAGGAGCUGGGCACUAGGAACUUCUUCGAGCGCGACGGCCGGCCGUACUGCGAGCCCGACUACCACAACCUCUUCUCGCCCAGAUGCGCCUACUGCAAUGGCCCGAUCCUCGACAAAUGCGUGACGGCGCUGGAAAAGACCUGGCACACGGAGCACUUCUUCUGUGCUCAGUGCGGACAGCAGUUCGGAGAAGAUGGUUUUCAUGAACGGGACGGCAAACCGUACUGCCGUGCCGAUUACUUCGACAUGUUCGCGCCCAAGUGCGGAGGCUGCAGCAAGCCUAUCAUGGAAAACUACAUUUCCGCACUUAACACCCAGUGGCAUCCUGAUUGCUUUGUCUGCAAGGAAUGCCGCGAGCCCUUCCACGGCGGCUCGUUCUUCGAGCACGAAGGGCAGCCCUACUGCGAGACGCACUACCACGGCAAGCGCGGCUCCCUCUGCGCCGGCUGCCACAAGCCCAUCGCCGGCCGCUGCAUCACCGCCAUGUUCCGCAAGUUCCAUCCUGAACACUUCGUCUGCGCCUUCUGUCUGAGGCAACUUAAUAAGGGCACGUUCAAAGAACAGAACGAUAAGCCGUACUGUCAUACGUGCUUUGAGAAACUCUUCGGUUAGACGAGAGAUGGCGCUGUUGUCAAAUACGAGGCGCUUUCGGUAAAGAGCUGUUGAUUAAACAUUAAAACUGUCAACGAACAGUGCGACGCCGCUUCUAUUUCUUUUUGAACCUAUAAGGAAUACAAUCAUAAGUAAUGAAACAAUAAGACACAAAAAGCCCUAUUAUUGUUCAUCGUCCUUCCGCAAGUUCCACGAAGGGCAGUGCUGCGAGACUCAAUGCCACGGCAAGCGCGGCUCGCUGUACCACCGCUAUGUUCAGAGUUAGACGAGAGAUGGCGCUGUUGUUAAAGUUUAAACACGCUUUCAGUAAAGUACAGAGAUGCUGAUUUAAAGAUACAUCUGGACGUCGCAAUUGCGUCUAAAAUCACAAUAAACUACUUGUGAUUUCAUGCCAUUAUCGCUUUUUUAAAUUGCCAAAUUAAACGCCAGGAGCCUAUUUUCCCUGCGUCCUAUUACCAUGACUAGCAGUAAGUAGUAAAAAUUGGUACUUGUUACCAGAUCUACACAGUAUUUAAACAUUUGCUAUGAGGCGACACAACCACGAUAGAUUAGACCGAUAUAUCGACAAAUAAUGAGAAGAAUCUGGUAUACAAAUAUACUGUAUCUUUCACUAUUUUAUCAAUUGCCAUUUAAAAUGAUUACAAUGUUUAACCUGUCGUCUACCAUCACGCUGUCAAAAAAAAAGAACGUUACAGAAACCAUGGCUCAUUCGCAGGAUGUGGAAAAAUUUGACAUUCUCUAUAAAUAUGCUCGUAAAUUAUGAUAGUGAUUUAUAAUUAUAACUUGUUUUAUUUAUUCUGGCUCUCAAUGAUAUAGGUUAUCGACAAAGGUAUAUUACUUUAGGAUAUACCUGUAAAAAUAUUGUUUAAACGCUUUUGAAAACCGUUUGACGCACCGACUCGCGUAACUUACUGUUUGUAACUUCGUAUUUCUGGAAAGUGAAGUUAUAUUCGGCACCAAUCUGUACUUCACUUCAUUGCGUUUGUAUUGGAUUACGACUAAUAGAAUAUAAUACGUAUUUUUAAUUAAAUAAAACUACUUUUCGACUGCAGAUAUCAAGACCGGAAAUCUCCGUCCGUAACAAAUUACGGGGUACAAAAUACUGGCCGGAGAUAUCCGGCCUGGGUACAUAAGAGGGGUGCUUCUUUUCUUAAAGGUUGGACAAAUGCGUAUGCCUGUUUUUUGGCCGGAGAUCUCCGGCUUGGGUAGACGACAGGUUAAUUAAUUAUUAUACGAUAUGUGUAACGUUUUGAAAUCUGGAAGUAAUUUUGUUUACAUAAACGGAUUUAAUAACUAAUGAUAACACGAAUCGAUUAUAAUAUAAGUAUAGAGGACAUCACACUGUGAUUACAUAAUUAUAUCACUUACAUUAUACCUAAAGAUGUUCGUUGUGACCGUAUUACGAUGUCUAGUACAAAAAGUAGUAACGUUUUAUGCCGAAAAGUAGACUUUCGAAAUCUCUUAUUGAAAUUUGUGAUUAUAAAUUUCUUAUUAUAAGAGUAGACGAUGAAAAUGUACAAAAAGUAGAAAUCGAGUAGUUAUUGUGCAACUAAAUACAUGUAAUUAUGAAUUGUCAAUAUUUCAUAAAUUAAUGAUAAAUGUUAUAAUACCAUUUAUAAAAUAAGGAAUAAUAAUGUAAUUGUAAUUCGUUUGUCACUUACAUAAAUGCAGGCACGGUGUUGUUUAUUUACUUACUUUAUUAAUUAUUAUAAACUCAUUUGUGUAAAUGAUAAAUAAAAUACAACUGAUUUACGUAAGAAUAUGUAUGUCUGUGUUGUAGAACUUUGUCUUUAUAACUUUUAACAUCAACUAUAAGAACAUUUAUGUAACAAUUACAUUUAUUUCACUAAAAUAAAUGUGUUUGCUAAUAUAAUUAAAAUCGCAUAGUUCUAAAACGCAUCCAUACCUAUAUAUAAUGCCAAUUUAGACGGCCUACUAAGAAAUGUUUGGUCUAACAGUCAAUACUUAAUGACAACAGAAGCUGAAUUUAAUGCCAACUCGAUGUUAGUAAACCCUGACUAAGUAACACCUAACUAGUGUAGUGUGAUAAAACUAAGUACUAAAUGAUCGACGAAUUUCACCGAAUUUAGGCACCGAUCGACAAAAAAAUAUUUAGUAAGCAAUGGAGCGGCCAGUACAACUUAUUUUAUUUUGACGCAAAAUGAUCAUCCAUUGUCAUAGAAAUUAAAUUAAAUACUUACUUUAAGUAUAAACUAACGAGUAAAAAAUGUAUCGGGAUGACUGGCGCAAACGAAAAGUCCCGUGAUCAUUUGCCCAUACAUUAUCCUCGUAAGGCCCAAUGUGCAUUACAAUGUACACUCUGUUUCAAUCUAAUUUGAACUAAGGUUCUGAAGUAGUAUUUCUUUUGUUUCAUUGUUUUCUAAAACAAAUGAAAGUCACCCUAAUCUUCUAUACAACAAGGUUCAAAUUAAAAAUAGGAAAACUUUGUAUGGUGGGCCUUACGAGGUUAUAAGAUUCGAUUUGCGUUUCGGCCCCUGAUGACGAUGAGAUGUUUACUCACGAGUUACGACCUAAUACAAACGGCCAGUUACAAUAUGUUGAAACAUGAGUCACACUUGCCUACUAUGAUACAUGUAGUAAGUAAGACUAGAUAUGACUCCAAAUCAUUUGGUUAAAAAACGUAUGACUCAUCACUGUCUCUUGUAAUAUUUAGAACUAUCUGGUGUUAAUAAGGAAUGUAUUGUGUAAGGAUGUUACUGAUGAAAUCUUCUGAAAUUAUUUCGGCUUAUAGUUAGCUCAAUCGCUUCACUGACAGCCUUGCAUUUCGUACGCAAAAGUGCAAUUAUAUAACAAAUUAUUGUAAGUACGCCUGUUAACUUAUUCUGUGGUACCUUGAGCACCUGAGCAUACCAUUUCAACAGUUAUUUAUAUUGUAACAAAUCUUGGCUGUAAACCUUUAAUUGCCAACCAAAUUUCAUGUUAUUUACCUGUAGGUAUUGUGAUGAUUUUUUUCAACGGUAGCUAAAUGCCAUUAAAUAUAUCGGGACAAUCUCAACCAUCGGGAAAAUAAAACUGUCUGCAAAUACAAAUGACAGUUGGCACAAUUCCACAGUAGGUGGAAUUUCCCCAUAUUAGAUAGUCUAUAUUACACACAUAAAGGGGCCUGUAGACGGGCCACAUUUUCACUGCAAUAUUUGGCCGGCAACUAUUGGUGUCCCUCUCUUACUCACAUGUUAGAGAAAUACACCAAUAGUUGCCGGCCACAUAUUGCAGUGAUAAUAUGCCCCGUCUACAGGCCCCAAAAUAUAGAAAUAGUGGCAGCAUUUGUCUCAUGGUUGCUAUUGACACGACUGAUCUUAUGCUUUAUGUGGUAUGAUAUGAUAUACCACCGCCCACACUGUUAACUGACAGUUCGUAAACCUUAAUACAAAAGGCAUAAGGUCCAAGAUUGCUGACUGUACAUACCUACUUAUUACGAAAGUAGUUACCCGUUUUACUUUCUACCUUUUAAUUGUUGAUGUGACAUGCACGUGCCUACGAGCUAUAAGCCGAUAUUUUUUUCUAGAAGCAUUGUUUGAAAUGUGUGAAAUAUCGAUUCCUACCAACCUUGGUACAACCUUUCAAUAAUGCAUAAUGAUACUUAUUUUCACCGUGUCAAGGUGUAUUUUAAACGACGCGUCGUAUUUUACGUGCAUUUUAUGUUAUACGCUUUGAUAAUCGAUAACGCGUUGUUAAGUUCUAAUUCUUCCAUUAGUGUUAAACGCUGUACAGUUAUAGCUUUUGUUAUGUUCAUAUAUUUUUAUUGCUGUGCGUUAUCGCAGGAAUAAUUAACAAUAUUGGUGUAUGGGAGUAACAUUCGUUUUGUAAAUCUCACAGUUGUGUAUUCUUUUUUAACUGUUGUUAAUAUGUUUGACAUAGACAUUUGACCAUGAUUCAGGAGUACUUCCCGUAGUUAUCACUAAGAAAAAAUCUUUGUUGUCAAUACCUACCGGGUUUUUUCGGUACCUAGUUACCAAAACAUACAAUCAAGAGGUCACUUUUAUACAAAGUGACCUGAACCCAUAUACCUACACCCGAUGGUGGUAGGAAUAGAGUUAACGAAAUAUAUUUUGCGCUGAUUUAACACUUGUAUGGCGAAUGAGUUCAAAUUAUAUGCUCUUAACUAUAUGUAGGUAACUAGUGGGAAAUAGAGCAGUAGAUAAUAUGAUAAUUUUGGCCUAAUACUUUUUGUGUGGAUUAAAUAGUCUUAUGUUUAUACCAUGAAGGUACAAACCUAAAGUAAACUACACAGUACAAAUCGUAUCAAACCUAAACUUUAGUCAACUUCAUACAGAUAUUAUAAUGAAGUCUUGAGAUUUUUUUUACCUAAACUAAUAUGUAAUAGUAACGAAAUGACUUGUUUUAUUACCGUAGUGUUACUUCCAUCGCCAGUUUGUUUUGUCAGUUAUCUAGGAGUAGUGAGCAAGUGCCAAACGCCGGCAGUUGUGGCGCCGCCGCCGUCCGCCCAGCUGAUUAACGGUUCAACUAAAACUGUGCCUUACGCCAACGCGUUUAAACUGUUUGAACAUAAUUGGUAGAACGUAAACGCCUGCUGUAAGGCACUUCGUUGAAUUGUUAAUGUUCAUAUUGGUUUAGAUUAUGGUUAAAAUUAGCCUUGACAAUUGUUUUUGUUACUUUAACUGAUUAUAAACGAUUAGGAAAUCAGAUAAUUCCUUUUGUUUUUGCUAGCGAUUCCUAUACACUUAUCAGUAUUAAAAAUCAUGUGCCUAAUGAUAUAAUUAUACUUUAUUUGUAACUAAAAGCCAAUGUCAUCCAGAUAUUUACUUUGAAUGUUAAUUACCAGAAUAAACAUAGUAGCAAGGUCAUUGCUAGGUAAUAAUGUAAAUACGUAUUGUUGUAACAGCUGGGCGGGCCUUAUGUUAUGUUAAUCGCUUCGCUUGCGGUGGACGGGCCGCGUAACUUGGGUAGACGUAAUGGAUGUAAAACGUAGAGUAAGGAACGAUUUUAUUGAAUCUGUAAUAUUUUAACAAAAUAUAUUUAAUGUUUUUUA